Molecule: messenger RNA, 883 nt
Organism: Aricia agestis (brown argus)
Lineage: Eukaryota; Metazoa; Arthropoda; Insecta; Lepidoptera; Lycaenidae
Gene: TwdlE
Product: pollen-specific leucine-rich repeat extensin-like protein 1
Exons: 3
Coding region: 183-710 (175 amino acids)
Source: RefSeq, a predicted model, not a curated record
AUGACCUACCUUCAAUGCUAUGCCAUACAUCGUGAGGACGCUCCGCACCAUCACGUUGCAUAACGCCAACCAUCGAAAGUGCCCCUUCCCCCGGAUGCGGAGCGUACACCCGUUUAUAAAGACAGGUGCCGCCGGGUCGCUGGACAUUACGCCGUCUUAGACCGCAUACAACCGCGCCCGACAUGUGUGCAUCAGGGGUAAUGAGGUCGGUGGUGUUGGCCGCCAUCGUGGCGUGCGCGGUCGCUCGGCCGGAGCCGCCGUCGUCCUACGGGCCCCCGGCGGCGUCGUACGGGGCGCCGGCGCCGCAGUACGGCCCGCCGCAGCCGAUAGUGCACAAACACGUGUACGUGCACGUCCCGCCGCCGGACAACGAGCUGCCGCGCCCGCAGAAGCAGAUAUACGUUCCGCCGCCGCAGAAGCACUACAAGAUCGUGUUCAUCAAGGCGCCGACCCCGCCGACGCCGACCGCGCCCAUCAUCCCAGUCCAGCCGCAGAACGAGGAGAAGACCCUCGUGUACGUCCUGGUGAAGAAGCCCGAGGACCAGCCCGACAUCGUCAUCCCCACGCCCGCGCCCACGCAGCCUUCCAAACCGGAGGUCUACUUCAUCCGGUACAAGACCCAGAAACAAGAAGGAUACCCAGCAGCCGCCCCCGCACCACAGUACGGACCCCCGGCUUCUGCUCCUUCCUCGGAAUAUGGCGCCCCCUAAACACCACUAUACCAAAGGAGACGUAUCUCGUUAGCAUCUCAUGCAUGUGUAUUGGUCAAAAAUUCUGCAUCAUAAGACUAUUUCGAUUAAAAUAUGAACUAGUUUUAUGGAGCAGAAUUGUUAAAGUUGUUAAAUUUGUUGUUUCGGAAGUGUAAAACUGACGUGCGUUUGUA